Microtus ochrogaster (prairie vole) is the source of this 570-nucleotide messenger RNA. RefSeq names its product MAGUK scaffold protein DLG5-like. The record is from RefSeq and is a predicted model, not a curated record. Lineage: Eukaryota; Metazoa; Chordata; Mammalia; Rodentia; Cricetidae.
AGGAAGCAUAAAGCCUUUGGGGGGCUUGUUCCUGGAGUCAGGGGUGGCAGGAGGAGGCUGGCAGGACCUGAGUAUGCAGAGUGUGUCUCCAGUGGUCUGCAGAGCCGGCUCCUGAUGCAAGAGACUCAGCUGGAGAAGAAGGUGGACAUGCUGAGGCAGGAGAAAAAGAAGCUGUUGGAGGACUGGGACCUGCUGAAGUCCCACUUGGAGGACUGGAAAGUGAUCUGUAAGGACAAAGAAGAAGACACCAGUGACCUUAAUUCCCAGCAACAACAGGAUCUCAAAAGAUUGGAGGAAAGACUUCAGUUCCUGCUGAAGCAGAAGGAGGUGUUCACCCCAGAAAGGUACGUGGCGGCAGAAAAUCUGCAGCAUCACUUUAAGGACUCCCAGAUGAGGUCCAAAAGUCUUCAAACUGAUCUGGAACCGACCCCAGCCCAGGAUGAGAGCCACCUGCAGAAGGAGCUGCUAGAGCAAGAGCCACCUGCUGAGCCCCAGCCCCAGCAACUACUGCACUCAAACUUCUUCCUCAAGUUUGGUUUCCCGUUUGGAAUAGGCCCUGAUGACGACUAG